Messenger RNA from Serpula lacrymans var. lacrymans S7.9, 3177 nucleotides. RefSeq lists its product as uncharacterized. The transcript is spliced from 11 exons. The record is from RefSeq and is a predicted model, not a curated record. NCBI's taxonomy places the organism in Eukaryota, Fungi, Basidiomycota, Agaricomycetes, Boletales, Serpulaceae. Bases 1 to 2544 code for a protein of 847 amino acids.
AUGCUGGGAUACAUAGCCGCUUUACUCUAUAAUCCAAAUAAUUGCUCCCCGGAAGCCAGUCCAGUCACGAGCUGCCUCGAGUUUCUUGUCGGUAAACAGCUCUGUGCCAUGGUUGGAUAUGAAGUCCGGUCGUCAAUUGAAGAACCCGAUCGGGAUGAAAUUGUGGGCUGGGGACAUCUAACCUCAGGCGGUACAGUCGCCAAUCUAGAAUCUAUGUGGGCUGCUCGUAACUGCAAAUUCUUUCCACUGUCACUGAAAUGGGCAUCUGAAGACGGCAAUCCUCUGGCGUUGAUCGCAUCCUCAUUCAACAUCAAUCUGUGUACAGGCACGAAGAAACUUCUUAGUGAAUGCAGCACUUGGGAAUUAAUGAACAUCACUCCCGAUGAGGUCGUUGAACUGAUAGAUCGACUCUGCGAAGAAUACGGAUGUUCUCCAGAAUACAUACAAGAUAUUUUGAACCCCUACCUGGUUCAAACAACGGGAAGAGGAGUUUUAGAGAAGCAUUUCAAUAUUAGGUGUCCGAUAAGAUAUUUCGUUGGACAAACGCUUCAUUACUCGUGGCCAAAAGCUGCAGGGAUCUCAGGGAUUGGAGAGGAGAAUGUAGUUGCAGUCCCUCUAUCUAUCACAGGUCGCAUUGACACCAACUUACUCGACGUUCAUUUAAGUUACUGUUUGCAGCGCAAACAGGCUGUGUAUGCUGUCGUAGUUAUCAUGGGUUCAACAGAGCAUGGACUGGUUGAUCCACUUUCUUCCAUCAUUCAACUGCGAACCAAGUAUCGCAAACUUGGACUAUCUUUUUUAGUCCAUGCAGACGCUGCAUGGGGAGGUUACUUUGCGACGCUUCUAGUCCCAGUACCCCUCAGCGAAAGUGAUGACUGUCAAGUAGAUGCGUUCGAUCCUGAGUCUUUGAUGUCGCCCUAUGUCAGAGAAGAAUUUUUACACUUACGCUACACUGAUUCUAUCACCAUCGAUCCUCAUAAAUCUGGUUACAUACCCUAUCCCGCUGGUUCUCUUUGUUACCGGAAUGGGAAACUGAAGAACAUGGUGACCAAGUCGGCUUCUUACAUUGUGAGCAGCAUCGACAGCCGUGAUAGCAAAAUGGGCAUCUAUGGGGUGGAGGGGAGUAAACCAGGGGCUGCAGCUAUGGCCGUGUGGUUAUCAAAUGAGACCAUUGGCUUACACAAAGGUGGGUAUGGCAUGAUUCUGGGCGAGUCGAUGUUUACUACCGUCAAGAUGUACAGCCAUUACGUGACGAUGGGUAUGAAAAGUUCUAGACUCAUCGUCGUUCCAUAUAUCAUGUUGCCCAGCGAACAAGAGGGUAAGACACAAAGAGAUAUCAUCGAAGAGAAGAAACAUAUCCUCGAUGCCAUCGUUGGUCGUUCAGAUGACGAAAUCAUGACGAACCCGAAGACACGGGAACUUAUGAGGAAAUUAGGCCCCGAUCUUAUUGUCUUCACGUUCUCAUGUAACUUUAUCUGCGCUGACGGCACAACGAACGAGGACGUUCAGGAAGCGUCCAUCCUGAAUGAGAACAUUUACCAAAGGUUCUCUAUACACAAUCCUACCGAUUCCGCAAAGGACUUUCGAUACUUCAUAGGAUCAUCGACGAUGCAGCAGCGGAAAUAUGGACUAAGCUUAACGAACUUCAAACAGCGACUUGGACUUAUCGGUGAAGAAGAUCUCUUUGUGUUGGAUAAUGUUGCGAUGACACCGUUUCCAAACAACACUGAACGUAUUGCUCUGCUUGUCGAGGAAUUUCGUACGGUCGCAGAAGAUGAAGCAGAGAAAUGCGCCUUGAGAAAUACCGUUACUCCGACGUCACAUGAAUUCGUGGUACAGGGAGAAGACCGAUUGUACCUGGUGUACAAAGCCUGUUUUAACACUGCCAGCUCCCGAUAUCAACAUGUGAUCACCGGAGAUAUACCAAUUACGUCGAAACAGGAGUAUCUUGACAAUAAAAGACGGAUACCUUUCGCAACAUUCACAGCAAGAACCCUGGAGAACAUAGAGAUCACAUCUUUCAUCAACAAAAAUAGUUUUUCCAUUGAGAUCACAUCAACGUCACCCACAGGUACGAUAGCAAUCUUAGAAUGUGAAAUCACCAAUAUCAACACCAUCUACACUUGCCCUCUCUCCCGACGAUAUUUGGAGCCGGAAUAUCCUGAUACGAUGCUGUUCUAUCUCUACGGAACGCCCGCGGAGACAUUUAUAGAACACAUUCUCCUUCGUUCGCCAAACGUGCAGCUUAAUGGACGAGUCGAGAUCGACCUCCCUGGAGUCGACGAGAACAAGCUGAGAGCGGAAUUCGAAAGGGGAUUUAUCAUGAAGACGGACAUACUCGAGCGUGCACGACUUCCUUUCACGCCCUCUCAUCGCCCGACGUUCUUUCAGCCUGGCCUCAAGGCCAAGAUAUCGCUUUUCCACAGAGAUUGCCACAAGUCUCGACUUUCCGACCAUGUCAAGAAUUACUUCGCGAAAGGCACGAUGGUAUUGAAAGAUACAAUAUAUGUGGACUUCGAUCUUCUUAACCGCACCAUGCAUUGAUAUAGCCUACAAGAUUUUUUUCUCCCCUUUUUUCACAUUUCUGCUAUCACACGUGGUGUUUAGAUCUCGUGUAUUUCUUUCACUCCCAUCAAUCCAUGAAACAUAAUGUACAUUAUUGUUAUUAUCUUGCUAGUAUCCAACAAAUCACUUUCUCGGUUUCUUGUAUACACUAUUCUUUGUCCAUUGUACAUCUUUUUGCGCGAAACACAAAUCGGCAACAGGACUAAAUCAGAAACGUACCAGUAGCAAUGCGCAUCUACGUAGCCAUGCAUACACUCCACUUACAUAUCAUCGCCACUCAGAAUACCACCUGCCCAUUUACCCAGAGCACACGCGCCAGCACCUAGGAGGAACGACCAAUCAAAAAGUACGCCAAAUAGCGAAUAUGCAGGCAGCGUGGUGAAGACAUUUGUGCUGUCGUCAGCAGUAGGGAAUUGGCCGUCGUCAGACGAUGGUGGUGGGGUGGUGAAUGGUGGAAACGCGGUACGUAGCUGGACUAGGGUUGAAAGAAGAUAUAUACCCAUGAGCUGUGCUAGAGUUAGGAGCAUGAGAGACGCGGAUAAAUGGCGCGAUGUGAUGCGAAGCGCCCUAGUGACGCCCCGCAGCACAACCCUUACGCUACUCAAGAUGAUG